Messenger RNA from Phlebotomus papatasi, 4486 nucleotides. It is a transcript of the gene tho2, whose product is annotated as THO complex subunit 2. Gene Ontology annotation, biological process: mRNA export from nucleus; mRNA processing. Lineage: Eukaryota; Metazoa; Arthropoda; Insecta; Diptera; Psychodidae. The transcript has 11 exons. Gene Ontology annotation, molecular function: mRNA binding. Gene Ontology annotation, cellular component: THO complex part of transcription export complex. The record is from RefSeq and is a predicted model, not a curated record. Bases 41 to 4201 code for a protein of 1386 amino acids.
UGCAGUGUUGCCCGAUGACUUCGGCACAUUGUCAGUGAAAAUGGCCUCAAGUGGAGAUAUUUUUAAACAAACAAAUUGGGAAAGAAGUGGAAAAAAUGAAUUCUUGAGACAAUGCAAGAAGGCAUUGAAGGAUACCCAGAGUCCACUCUUUGCCAAAUCCUCCGAUCGCAAAUCCAGCAUUUCACACGCUGUCUACGAGCUCCUGGCCCAUGGAGUCCGCGGACAACUCCGUAAGGACUCUGUCCUUUCGGCUCUCACUGAGCUUGCUUACCUUCACUCGGACAUGCCGUCGAUAAUCCUGGAUGUGAUUGGAGUUCUGGAUGCAGAGACCAGUGCCAGCGCUGGAGAUUCAUCCCAGGAGGAGCGCCAGCAGUUCUGCAACAUCGUCAAGGCCACGGAGAAGUUCCUCUCGGAGAAGCUGCUGAAGGAGCGCCUGGAGAUUGAUACGCUGCAGGAAGUGGGCACAGUGAAGAACAGGAACUUCUACACAAAGUUCAUCAAGGUCAAGACCAAGCUAUACUACAAACAGCGUAGGUUCAAUUUGUUCCGCGAGGAAAGUGAGGGGUAUGCCAAGUUGAUCACAGAGCUGAACAAAGAGAUUUCAGACACAACAACAGUUCAGAGUAUGCUUGAGAUAAUAAAAUCACUGAUUGGAUGCUUCAAUUCCGAUCCAAAUCGCGUUCUUGACAUCAUUCUGGAGUCCUUUGAGACACGUCCAGAUCAGGAUAGGCUAUUCGUUCCCCUUCUGCAGGCCUACAUGCCCGAUGGCCAGAUCAUCUGCGAAGUGUUAGGCUACAAAUACAGCCACUAUGCUGAUAUUGGAACACCGGCAUCUCUGUACAAAGUCACAGCGAUUCUGCUGCAGAACAGUGUGAUAUCGCUUGAUGAGAUUUAUUCUUGGUUGAGCCCUUCGGACAAGACGAUCAUUGCAGAUUGGGAGACAGAGAUGACCAAUGCCAAAGAAUUUGUGCGAAAGCUGAAUAUUGUGUCGACGAAUAAGGACAAGGAGCCGGAGAAUGAGCCGGAGAAGGAUGUGCCUCAGGAUAAAUAUUCCAAUAAUCAGAAAUUUGGUUUGUGUGAGGCUUUGCUAAGGGUUGGAGAUUGGAUAACGGCUCAGCAGUUGAUUAAGAAAUUGCCUGAACAAUCGACUAUUGUCCAUGAGCCGAUUGCCAGAGCCCUCUGCAAUCUCAUCCAUUCGAUCAUUGAGCCAGUGUAUGGGGCUAAGUGUGCCAAGGGUUACAUCAGGAGGAAGCCAACUCCGGGGCAUCCCAGUCGUCUGGCUCCACCGCAAGUGACAACGUUUCAGAAGUUACGUGUCCAUGCCUUUCCCAUGUUCAUAGCCCUUGGUCCCUCGCUCCACUACGAUCCUGUGCUCCUGUACAAACUCGUGCGUCUCAUGAAGGCAAUCCUGCAAGAUGCCAAUGUUGACGCAUCUCAGCCACCGGCUUCAGGGAGUGAUACUGAACUUCUCUAUCAUGAUAUCCUCAGCCUUCUCGAUGCAGCAGUUCUGCCGGCUCUGUCCUACUUGGACUGCAAUUGCUGCGUGGCUGAGGAGAUCUGGACCGUUGUGAAGUUCUUCCCGUAUCAGUAUCGCUUCAGUUUGUACGGAAGGUGGAAGAAUGAGACGUACCUGACGCAGCCGAGGCUCAUUCAGAAGCGCGGAGCUGCUCAGAAGCAGAUUAAGGCCCUGAUGAAGAGGGUCAGCAAGGAGAACAUCAAACCAGUUGGACGUCUGAUUGGGAAGCUGAGUCACUGCUCGCCUGGUUUCCUCUUUGACUAUAUCCUCCUGCAAAUCCAGAUCUAUGACAAUCUCAUUGGACCUGUUGUGGAUUCCCUCAAAUAUCUGACGUCCCUUUCCUACGACGUCCUGGGCUACUGCCUGGUGGAGGCUCUGGCCCAGGCGGAUCGGGAUCGUUUCAAGCACGACGGAACAUCCCUGUCCAUGUGGCUGCAGAGCCUGGCCAGCUUCUGCGGUGCCAUUUACAAGAAGUACAACAUCGAGCUGAGUGGUUUGCUGCAGUACGUGGCGAAUCAGUUGAAGGCUCACAAGAGCCUGGAUCUGCUGAUCCUCAAGGAAGUGGUGCAGAAGAUGGCAGGGAUUGAGGCGGCUGAGGAGAUGACAAAUGAUCAGCUGAGUGCCAUGUGUGGCGGGGAACAGUUGCGCGGGGAGGCGGGAUACUUCAGUCAGGUGCGGAAUACGAAGAAGUCGUCGCAGAGACUGAAGGAGGCACUGGCCAGCAAUGAUCUGUCCGUGGCUCUGUGUCUGCUGAUGGCACAGCAGAAGCACUGCGUCAUCUACCGGGAAACAGCUCACAGUCACUUGAAGCUGGUGGGGAAGUUGUAUGAUCAGUGCCAGGAUACUCUGGUGCAGUUUGGGACAUUCCUCGGGUCCACGUACACCGUGGAGGAGUACAUGGAGCGUCUACCAUCCAUUCACAGCAUGCUCCAGGAAUACCAUAUUCACUCCGAUGUGGCCUUCUUCCUGGCUCGUCCCAUGUUUUCCCAUCAAAUUAAUCAAAAGUACGAUCAGUUGAGAAAAGCUGAUCCUAACUCCAAGAAACUCACCACGUCGCAGAAAUUGAGCAAGUAUCUGGAGGCCACGGCGUCCGUGAUGGUGCCGAUUGUGGAGUCUGUACGCCCUCUGCAUCCGCCCAAAGUCUGGGAGGAUGUCAGUCCGCAGUUUCUGGUGACCUUCUGGUCCCUCAGCAUGUACGAUUUGCAGGUCCCGGCUGAAAGUUACCUGAAGGAAAUUGCCAAGUUGAAGCAGAUGUCGAGUCAAGUGAUGGAGUCCAAGGAGAUGAAUGCUUCGAAAGGGAAGAAGGAACAGGAGAGAUAUUUGGCACUCAUUGAUAAGUUGCAGGAUGAGAGGAAGAAGCAGCAGGAGCAUGUGGAUAAAAUCCUGCAUCGUCUGUCACAGGAGAAGGAUUCCUGGUUUUUGUCGAGGAGCGUCAAGACGGCAAAGAAUGAGACGAUAACGCAAUUUCUGCAGCUCUGCCUCUUUCCACGAUGCACCUUCACGGCGCUCGAUGCCAUCUUCUGUGCUAAAUUUGUUCACACCAUUCACAGUCUCAAAACUGCCAACUUCUCCACCUUACUCUGCUACGAUAGGAUCUUCUGUGACAUCACGAACUCGGUGACUUCUUGCACGGAGAAUGAGGCAACGCGCUAUGGGAGAUUUCUCUGUGCAAUGCUAGAGACGGUGAUGCGUUGGCAUGCAGAUCAGGCGGUUUUUAACAAGGAAUGCGCCAAUUUUCCUGGCUUUGUCACCAAAUUCCGGGUCAGCAAUCAGUUUUCUGAGGCAAAUGAUCAUGUUGGCUAUGAGAAUUAUCGACAUUUGUGUCACAAGUGGCACUACAAAAUUACCAAAGCCAUGGUUUUCUGCCUGGAUUCCAAGGAUUACAUGCAAAUCCGCAAUUCACUGAUAAUCCUCAUGAAAAUCCUUCCACACUUUCCUGUGCUCACCAAAUUGUCUCAGAUCAUUGAGAAGAAGGUGGAAAAGGUGAAGGAUGAGGAGAAGAAUCAAAGACAGGAUCUCUACAUUCUGGCUGCCAGUUACAUUGGGCAGCUCAAGGCGAAAGCCAGUCAGAUGAUCAGGGAGAGUGAUUUCCAUCAGGUCAAAGAGGCAGCCGCAGAGAAGGUUGUUAAUGGAGAUACAAAAGCUGAGAAAAAGGAGGUGAAGGAGCGCGUUGAGAAGAGUAGCAGCAAAUCGUCAUCGGCUGCUAAGACUUCAUCAACUCAGCCGGCACCGACGCCGGCGGCUGAGAAGGUGGAGAAGGAGAAGGAAUCGACGCCGGCGGAGAGAGUGAAGAAGGAAUCGUCAACGAGGGAGAGUUCAAAUAGGACACAGGGGACGAAGGAGAAGACACCCAAGGAGAUCAGGAAGGAGGAGAGGCAGAGGGAGAAGAGGGAAGAGGCCAAGAGCCGGAAGAGGGAUAAGGAGAAGAGGAGAGAGAGGAAGGCAGCAUCGCCGGCGUACUAUGAUGUUCCCGUGGAGAGAUAUUAUGCCAUUGAUCACUAUGAUCAUGAGAGGGAACGUGAUAGGGAUCGUGAUCUCAGUUCAGUGUCCAAUUCUAGCAAUGGAUCGACGCACAGGAGGAGUCAGGAGCCGCCAGAGCAAGAGAGUAGAGACUCCAAAAGGCGUAAAAUGGACGUGAGCUCGAGGGUUAGUAUUGUGGAGCAUUCAAAACGUUCUUGGCGAUGAUAUAUCUAAGAAAACAAACAAAAAAAAAUCGUUUAGAAGAAAUUGAUUGAGAUCCUCUUCUUGUGUGAUACAAGUUUACUUUAAUUUUUUUGUUUUGCACAUUUUCUUGUGCAACAAAAAUCUUCUUUUUCCCCCUGAAAAAAAAGAUACCCCAAAAGAAAUCCUCCUCUUAAGCGCCAAAAAAAAGAGAUUUAGGGAUUAUUUUGUGCGGGGGAAAAACGGUUGAAGAUGGACAAUUGAACAAUGAGAGAGAUUGCAAAUAAAAUUUUAAGGAUAAAAUAAAAA